This is a messenger RNA of Amphibalanus amphitrite, 3824 nucleotides long. RefSeq lists its product as uncharacterized. Bases 557 to 1759 code for a protein of 400 amino acids. The record is from RefSeq and is a predicted model, not a curated record. The transcript has 4 exons. NCBI's taxonomy places the organism in Eukaryota, Metazoa, Arthropoda, Thecostraca, Balanomorpha, Balanidae.
GGCGCGGCGCGGCGGCGGCGGCGGGCGUCCAGUGCUGCCUGGACCGCCGGGAGGGGAGCGCGCGCGACGCUCCGGCUGAGCGCACAGCCAUCCACGACGUUGCUCGGGCGCUGCGUCGCUCUGUGAGGAAGAACGAGUGAUACUCUGGCUGCUGAUUAUGAGAUAGAGACGGACUGGUGUGAAGGCUGAUCGUGGCGUGUUCCUAAGAAGAAGAACCAGAAGCCUGUCUGGCGCCCGCGUCGUGUGUGGCCGUCCACGGCAGGUGCCGGCUGCCCAGUGGUGAGCUCCGCGCGCGAGUGUGAGACCGAAAAUUGCCACCAACGGCAGGUGCUGGAUGGCUUUGAACCGGUGCUACUGCGGAUGUCGUUUUUGAUUGCUUCAAAUAAGCAAAUGACAGUCAUUUGAAGGAUACCGCCAUCCAGAACUGACGUCGCAGUUUGUCGUGGAUGGUCUCCACGUGAAGACCUCGAUUCAGGACUGUCUCCGCACACCACGGGACACUGAAAGAGUGCGUCGAGCUACCCCAGUGACGUCACCGGACCGCUCCAGUGACGUCAUGAGCUCGUUCUACGAGGUGUCGGUGCCGGCGGGCGGCGGCGCUCCGUACGUCUGGUCGGAACCGACCAACAGCUCAUGUCCCGGCGGCGAGUGCGCGCUGCUGGAGGAGCUCGGUCCACCUCCGGACAUGAUCCUGACGCUGCCACCGCCACCGCUUCCCUCCUUCCUGGCCGAGUCUGCGACGCAGCUGAUGAACCACAGCUGUGGGCUGUGUCGCUGGGCGUCCGGAGGAGCGGUGGACUACGUGGAGAUGCCGCGGCAAGGUCCGGCGAUUGACGACACGUGGUUCUUUGUCAUCAUCUGCGCGUGUGUCGGUCUGACCCUCUUCGGAAUCCUGCUCACCAUAUUCUGCCUCAGGCUGAAGGAGCAGAAGAAGAGCCGUCUGGGUCUGGACUCAGUUGACAACAACAAGCCACCGCUGGGCAGCGGUCAGUGCGAGGCAGUCCUGUACCCACCGCCAAGUACUGCCUCUUCAGCAGCCUGCCGCCCCAGCCGCGCCCUCUGGGCCGGUCUGCGAACCCGGGAGAACCACUACACCAUCGAGCAUGUGCAGCCGGUCGAACAGAAGUCCGCGAGCAUCACAGCCUCCAGUUUCGAGUUCCCAGACGACUACAGCUCGGUCGGGUACACGUCCAUCUCUCCUCAGGCGUACCGCGCUGGAAUCCCGGACGGCGUCCACCUCCUGCCGGCGCACGAUAACACAGCGUACGCCGCCUCGGACGAGGCCAUGCAGGUGACGCGCGUGGCACCGGACGGCUGUGUGGUGACCGCCUCACCUCGAGCUCGCCCGCAGCGCACGGAGAGCUACCAGCUGCGGCGGCGCAGCGACGACCCGCCGGCAGAGCCGGAGUACGAGGAGCACUGCUAUGAGGAGCCACUGGCCGGCCGUCCCCUCGCGCCCGACGAGCGAUACCAGACCCCGGCCGGUGUCGACCUCACGCUGCACAUUUACGAAAAGCCGCAGUUCCGCUCGGUGGGACGAUCGCCCAAGAACCGGCCAAAGCUGCUCAACAGUCUCAGCCGCAACUCGCCGCGGCCGCGACGUGCAGCGCCGUCUAUCUCCAGUCCCCGCAGUCUCGAGUUCCACCAGCUGCCGCCGCUGAAUGGACGGCAGCACCGUCGGACGGAGGACGGGCGUCUCCUGAAGUACACACCUCCCCAGGCACGCCUCAAUGUCUCCUAUCCCUCGCCAGUGGUCUGAGAGACAGAGAGUUCCGGAUCCGGUUCAAUGAAGGCUGCGAGGCUGCAGCUAAAUUGGUGCAGACCAGGUGCCGAGAUGGUGCAGACCAGGCGCCGAUUUGGUGCCGAGAUGGUGCUGAACUGUUGCCGAAAUGGCCCUACCAGGUGCCGAAAUGCAAUGAUCACCAUGUACUGCAAUUGUGCAGACCAUCGCAGUGGUGAAGGCCAGGAUAUGUUAGUUAUUUUGGAGCUAGUCACCCGGUUGACUGAUGCUUGGACUCUCGAUGGUCUGUUUCAAGCCAUCCAUGUCUGGUUUGCGAGCAGGCUGUAGCUGGCAAGACGAAGCAAUUACUGACGGUCAGACCCUUUUUUAAUGCAAAGGAAGCUGGAUCAUGUGGUUGGGUGAGAUGACUUCAGGCGUUGGAUUUUUGCUCGACUGAGCCCGCUCUGCAACAAAACAUCGAGACUGAUGCAACUCUGUCCUUUGGUCAGGACAUUGGCUGUUCAGUGUUGUUCGUUUUGUCGUUGCCUCAGAGACUGAUUAAUUGAUGGAGAAUCUGAAAAGUAUAGAACAGAAUGCAGAAGAAAAGGCCAAGUUUGAGGAGUCGGACUUUUUCACCGAGUGUCACGCUGACUAAGCUUCAGGUGGCAUAUUGAUACCAAAGACGAGUAUUUGCGAUUUAAUGUGAUAUUGAGUGUUGUGUAUCGCCGUGUUCUACUUCUUGCUGUACCCUUUCAACCAGAAGUGGUUGUUAGCUAGUGUAACUGAACACCUUUUAUCCGCUUAAGCGUUAGCGUUGAAUGCACUAUUUCAGACAAAAGAAACGGUAUUCGACCUCACUCCCUUUUCUCCAGUUGUGGCCUUUCCUACUCGAGUGUUACUUAAUUGCCGGGUUUGACAUGUUAAUUGACCGGUGACGUCAGUGUUAUCGUGACGACCUCACCGUCUCGUUCCUCUCUUGUGACGUCACAGUCUCAAGUUAUAGAUGUGCCAUGCAAUUUUUGUGCGCUCCUAGUGUAAUGCCAAGCUAUGUAAAUAGGGGAGAGUGGUGCAGGAGGCCCCCCCUUAAGCUCAGUUGCUAUUUUUAGACAAAUGAUAAUAUUUAAGAGCUAACGUGUGCAUGCGCUGUGAGCAUGCAUCAUUUUCCCAUACAUAUUUGCAUUCAAAAUGAAUCUAGGGGGUACACAAACCGUAAACUUAAACAUUUUGGAAAAAGUUGCAAAAGGGCCUCUUACACUAUGGGUAUGGUAAGACGCCCCCCCCCCUCGGGCGUUUUACAAGUCAAGUCGACUUGUAAAAGACGCUUUGCGAACACAGCUGCAAGGCCUUUUAUUUCGAAACGCUAAGCAAAUACGGUGUUAUCGAAACCAAUAACACUUCCAAAGCGCUCGAACAAUGCGAAAACUAUAUAUUAGCACAACCAAACGCUGAUGACCAACGAAAAUUGUACCUAUUACCUCUAAGAAAAGAAACAGAAAAAAAAGAAACAAAAACAAACUCCUUGAAAGAAGAAUGCCACGCCUGCCGCAGGUGCAGGCGUUUUAGCAUCGGGGGCAUUUUUUAUCGGGGGGCGUUUUAUCAUCCUCGAAGGGAGGGCCUCUUAAAAAAAUGCAGUGUUUUAACGUCACAAUCUUUAUGGUUUAUGAGACAUUUGCAGCGCACCAGAACAUGGUCUAUUCUGAAGCUAACAUGUGACAAAUUUCGAUGAGAUAAGAUUGCAUUUGAUAGCCAUUGUUUUUUCAGAUAUAUAAGGGCGAUAAAGAUGCAUAUAUCUGGCAAGUAAAGGGGCAAAAACAGAAACAGGCUUACCAAAAGUCUCUGCGACGCACCUGAUACCUCAGGUUUCGUGAGUUGUUGUUUCAAGAGGGCUUCUGCUUUACAAGUACAUUAAAAAAUAAAUAACAUUAUUGGUUUGGUAAAAAAAGCGAUGGGGCCUCUUACCGACCCUGGGCGUCUUACACGGAUCUCCCCUACGUAAAUGGUAAACAAUCGAUAAUUGUGUCAUGCACAAUGUUUGGAUAAAACGGUGUGCAAUGUACAUAGAACAUGAAUGAUGGAUGCGAAAUAAACAAACUAGUCCCAGAAA